Eupeodes corollae is the source of this 6447-nucleotide messenger RNA. Its product is annotated as C2 domain-containing protein 5. Gene Ontology annotation, cellular component: plasma membrane. The coding region runs from base 451 to 5601 and encodes 1716 amino acids. NCBI's taxonomy places the organism in Eukaryota, Metazoa, Arthropoda, Insecta, Diptera, Syrphidae. The record is from RefSeq and is a predicted model, not a curated record. Gene Ontology annotation, biological process: positive regulation of vesicle fusion; intracellular protein transmembrane transport; protein localization to plasma membrane. The transcript has 15 exons. Gene Ontology annotation, molecular function: calcium-dependent phospholipid binding; calcium ion binding.
AUCAAACACACCUUUUGUUAAAUUAAGAAAAUAGAAUAUUCUCAACACCAUUGAACGGGCCAUCAAAUUUGGUUACGGCGAAAGCGAAUUCAUCUAAUAAUAAAUGUCAUCUGUCAAUUGAUGUCACUGUGACACUUCAAAUAUUCGCACUUGCAAAGCGCCAGAGGCAGACUGUAACUGACACUGAACCGAACGUCCCAUAAAAACAUUUGGUAUGGACUAAAAUUCUACCUAAAAAGAACAAAAAAAAAGUCUUUCAAGCAUAUCCCAAAAAGUACAAUGUUUUGUGUCAUAUUCAAAUCCAUUGAGAAUUAAAAAUUAUUUUCAUCGUGUCUGCAGCAGAGCGAGCGCAAGUGAACGUGAACCAAAUUUUUGUUGGCGCCUCAUCGAUAAAAAUAUCCCAAUUAAAGACUUAAAAAUAAGCUCAGGCUUCUGUGAAUAAACAAAACAAUGCCCGGUAAGGUUGGAGUGAAAAUCAAAGCUGGGCGUAAUUUGCCCAUAAUGGAUCGCAGUAGUGAGACUACUGAUGCUUAUGUAGAAAUCAAAUUAGGCGGUGUAACCCACAAGACAGACGUCUGCCGAAAAAGUCUCAAUCCCCAAUGGAAUACAGAUUGGUUCCGUUUUGAAAUCGACGACGCCGAGCUGCAAGAUGAACCUCUUCAAAUCCGUCUGAUGGACCAUGACACAUAUUCAGCCAAUGAUGCUAUAGGAAAAGUGAAUAUUAGCUUGAAUCCACUUUGCUUGGAAACAGCCAGUCAGUCGACUCAAGGCAAAGGUGCCGUCCUUUCGGGUUGGAUUCCGGUUUUCGAUACAAUGCACGGUAUUCGAGGCGAGGUUAACAUCAUUGUCAAAGUGGAUUUGUUUUCGGACGUCAAUAAAUUCAGACAAAGCUCGUGUGGAAUUCAAUUUUUCCAUUCUUCUUGUGUACCACAUGGAUAUCGAGCUCAGAUCAUUCAUGGAUUUGUAGAGGAACUGGUUGUGAAUGACGACCCCGAAUAUCAAUGGAUUGAUAAAAUAAGAACCCCUCGGGCGUCAAACGAGGCUCGUCAAGUUGUUUUUCUUCGUCUCUCCGGCCAGGUGCAGCGAAAAAUCGGCUUAAAAGCAAUCAACCUGGGAGCAAAUGCAGUUAUAGGCUACAACCAGUGCUUUGAUUUGGAAGGAGAUGUCGGUGUUGUUGCUCGGGGUAUAGGCACUGCCGUAACACUAAUAAAAAUUCCAGAACACAAUCCUCAAACCCUUGCCGACAGCACAUUAAUUGAAGAGCAAACACUAAACUAUCUAGAAUUUUUAACCGGGUCAAACGAUCCGUGCAAUGAUUAUUUCACAAUAGUAGAAUCUGAUCGAAAUUUGUUGAUCGAUCAACAGAAAAAACCACAACUCCGAAGCCCCUCUGACGAUGAGAAUUUCACUGAAAAUUCCAAUAUGAGAUCUCUACUCAGGCAAGAGGAACGACGUGGAGAGAAACCCCGAACAAAGCUAACGCAUCAUGUUAAGCGAAUCAAGAAUAAAUCACGCAUGAUAAUCCACAAAAAAUGUGGAGCAUUUAAGAAAAAGCUAAGCGACACAGAAAAGUCUGACAACGAGACGAAGUCGCUGAGUAGUUCCUAUUCUACGUUGUCCAUCAUCGAUCCAAUUCGUUGUUCCCUGUUAGAUCUACGAAAUGCGAUUGGGCUUAGUAAAUCGCCGCAGCAUCAAAUGCAACGUUCAAUAAGCGACGCCACAGUGUCGUCUGUAGAAAAGCCCGUUUUAAAUUUGCAUUCAAUCAUACAUGAUUCGAUUCGUUCAUCACCAGACAUAGUAACCAGACCAGAGAGGCUAGACAUUAGAGAAGCUUCACAAUCAUCAGAUUCGACAACAUCAACAGAAAUCAUGAGAAACUUUCCCAAACCAUGUGAAGAUGCAGACGCUAUACCAAUAAUCACCGAAGAGAGUGGUGCGUCAUCGGCAGGGGAAUUAAACCCAUCGAGAGGUGGAAAAGAUUCAAGAGAUGGUAAAGAAUCUAGAGAUGGAAAAUUCAAUGCCAUUGUUGACGAUGAAGACUUACGCAGAAUACUAAAGAGCCUUGCCAUGAAUGAGCCUAACGAAGAUGAUAUUGAUUUGAAAUCAUCGUCCUCGGAUGACGAUGAUGAUGCCGCCGAAGAUGAAGACGAUGAACGAUCUGCAGAUGACGAAGCGGAUGAAAUUAAUUGGAUGCAACCAGGAACAACUGUUGAUGAGCUCGAGUGUGUUAUGGAUGAGAGACGUGGAUCAUUGCUGCACGAUUUGAAAGAUAAUAUCGCCACUAAAUAUCAGCAGCUACAGGAAUGUAUGCAACGCUCAAACAAAUCUCCGGAAAAGAAAAAAGCCAAGGAAACCAAGAAAACACCAGAAUCCGAUGACGAAAAAACCUCAAACCAAAAAGCUGAAAUUAAUAUAGUUGUUGUCACCGCAGACCCCUAUAUACCCACCACAGUCAUAGACCUAUGCAGCAAAGGAGAUCCAUCUGAAGACAUUCCACCGACCAUGACGAGUGCAGCUUUAGACAAAAAUACACCAAUGAAAGAUGAAUUUCGUAGUCUAGAUGUGCCAGCGCUUACUUUAACUAAUCUAAAGCCUAAACAAAAUCGCAACAAAAAGAACGACUUCUAUUCAUCUCAACCGGAAAUAUCGGAGGCGGCUAAUAAUUCACUAUGUGCUUUGCCCCUUGAUUCAUCCUUUGUUUCGCUAGCAAAUUUCUCUCCAUGCCGUCAAAAAUCACCCGUGCCAUCGCCGCCGCCGUCGGCGUCUGCGUCACCGAAAAAGCUUCCCAAUAGUGCAAUCGCUAGUCUCGCUAAAAAUUGUGUUACAUUUACCUCGCCUAUUUUGCAAAUUUGUCCGUCCACUCCAACGCCCACCGAAUCCGAUUCAUCCCAAAUGUCUCCUGCGGAGCAUUAUUCCCCUCACAAUUUAUUUCCUCAUCCCAAACGUACCAUCACAGCCAAUAAUAAUAAUUUGUCAGAUAGAUAUGAUUCUGAUGAGUGGUCCCUUAGCAAUAAAUCUUUAAAUCACUCACAAUCCCUUGUGACUUUGAGUAACCAUACUAACAGCUCGUCAUUGCUUGCACCAUCUACUCCAUUGUCCAUAAAACAUAAUAGAUCAUCAACUGAGGUAGUGUCAUCAUCAACGGUUGCGGGUGCAGGUGCAGGUGCUGAUGCAGGUGCAAGUACAAGUGCAAGUGCAAGUGCAGGUGCUGGUGCGGUGAUCGGUGGAGGUAGCUCUGCACCAUCAGCUGGUAUUGCUGUAGUUGACAAGCGUGCGAGUCCUAUAUGCAGGACAAUGACCAAUUCUGGAGGUCACAUUCGAAAUGACUCGACUAGUUCAAAGAUGUCUCCAAGUCCAUCAAAGACCGUUGGUAUAAGUAACGCCACUACUACAGCUCAUGGGAGUGUUACAUCCGGAAAAGACAUUGAGAUAUGCAGAAGAUCAUCAGACUCCGAUUUGAGUGUAACUCCUAAAGGAAACUCAAUAUGUGUACCAAGUGAGAGACUUAUAGCAGCAACAGCAUCAAUGCGUCUUAGCGCAGGAGUUAAUUUAAAAUCCAAUCCCGAAAAUAUGGAUAUGCUUGAAUACCCGUUCUUGACAUUGACAAAGUAUCCAACAGGAUUUAUACUUCACUUGGGUGCUACAGUUGCAGCACGUUCUGUAAAACUUCUCGAAAGAGUUCCUAAUCCGGAUGAACCCGAAACCCGAGAUUCAUGGUGGACAGAGUUAAGGAUGGAAAUACGAUCACAUGCACGAGCUUUGGGCUGUAAUGUUGUCCUUGGAUAUUCAGAAGCAACAACAAUAUCUGAUGAUGUUUGUGUUCUAUCGGCAACAGGAACAGCAGCUGUAAUAAACAUGUUGUACAAUCGGACUGCUUCUCAGGUGGAACUUACUGGCGUUAAGCCUCCGCCAAUGUCAACAUCACUCGAAGAACGUGAUAUACUUAAGGAAGUUAAACACUUAGUGGAUCCAUCGUCUGCCUCAAAAGAUAUAAUAUCGACUUCCUACGGUGUUACUCCUAAAAAUUCACUUCUCAGUCAACUUACUAGUCCCAAGCUUGCCUGCACCAUGUGCCACGUGCCAUAUAGUCUUUCAUCCGUGCCAUUCAAUGUGAAGAUGAAGAGAUGUGCUGUUUGUCGAAAGGGUAGAGUACCAGAUGUAUUAAUGGCGACAGUUGAAAUUCCCGAUUCGUUGCUAGUUACGGGUCGAGGAUGUUUUAUGCAAGCUCAAGUAGUUCGUCCAAAAAAAGACUUGCGAUCUGAAUCAAAUGCCAAGGAAAUAUCAGAUGGUUUGCCAUUUUUAGAAUAUGAACUUCAUCGGGUGCUAAUUAAUAAAUUAAAAGCCAAAGGCAUGAAUGCCAUAUUUGGCCUAAAAGCUCAAGUAUCAAUCGGUGAAAGAAUGAUAGCGCUCAUUGCUACAGGAACAGCUAUUUUCCUCAAAGCCUUGCCACCGCCAUCGGUACCAAAAAUUGUCGCCGGUAAUUCUUGGACAGAUAAAGCCAAACUUAAUGAAUUGCAAAAGAACCUUCAAGAAACUUACGAACGCAAUCGUGAAAUCUAUCAGCUCAAAUCAAUGGAUCCGGAUUAUGAACCUAGCGGUAGAUGUCAAUCGGACACAGAUGAAUCGGACGACGAAGUUCUUGAUAUGGACCUUAAUAUCGGCAAUAAAGACGCAUGUGUUCUUGAGGUGGACGACAUUGAAGAUCUGGAAAUUAUCUCUUUGCUAAUGGAACCUUCACCACCAAGUGGUUUUCAUGUGGUUAAUACUCAGACUGUGCCAGGCUUACAUGAUAUGGAAAUAGUAAGAAAUUUGCAAUUUUUCACACAAGUUUGGCGAGCGAAAUUGGGUCACAAUCAAGGUGUCAAUGGUCUUGCCAAUCAUUUCCAAAGACUCUGCCAAACAAUAUUUUUCAAGUUACGCAGUAUGAUGCCGUGUGCAAUAUGUGAUUUAAGAUUUCUUUUAGAUCUUCCGGAGAGCGAUGAAAUUCAACUUUUAGUCACUGGUAUGGCUUUGGGAUUGGGAGAAGUAAAUAAAUUUAAAAAUCGUCGCAAGACUAUUAACAACGAUGGAGCUGUUAAUAUGAAUGGAACAGUCAAGAAAUCGCAUGAUGAGGAAUUAAUUUUUCCAUUAGAUGAAGAUCAAGAAAUAACUGCUUCUGUUUCAACGCCGCCAGUUCCAUCUUCUCUAUAUGGAAAUCAUUCUUUAAAAUAUAGAAAAGGUUCACCAUCCGCAAUAAAGAUGUGUGCUUCGAGAAGUAUGAAACAUUAUCCAAUAAGAGAACGAUUUGGCAUCGACAUCACUCCACUAACUUACGUCCCUGGUGGUAAAAUUGAAAAAUAUUUGGGCAAUUUAAACUUUUUCUUUAUCCGAGAGAGUACUUCUGUAAGGGAAAUCGGUGGAAUAAGUGGAUUCGUUCACAGUUUUAUCACAGAGCUCUUAGCUGUUGUUCGAGCACACAUCACAACGCUAGGUGGUAAUGCAAUGGUAGCAUUUUACAUGACGGAACUAAUUUUGGUCGACAAUCAACAUAAGAAUCAGGCACAAUGUCUUGUGAGCAUCGGUGGUGAUGUUGUUUAUGUGUCCUACCACACCGAUGACUGAUAUUCAAAACUAAGAGGGAUCUAGCGUUUAUUUUUCAUGACAAGACCCAAAAGUGUUAUAAAUUAAAAACUUAUAAACAACACUUUCCUAUCAUUGCUCUCUUGUCUUAGAACCCUCCAAUGUUUCAAUCCCAUAAAUGCAAUAUUCGUACUUAAUAUAAUAACAACAAUAGUAGUCAAAUUCAACAAAACCCUCAGAUUAUAAAUGCAAUUAUUUUAUUUAAACUAGUUAAUGCCACGGUUGUUGUUUACUUAAUAUAUUAUAAAACAAAAAUAUAAACGCUGUGUUAAGAAAUUGUGUGAUGUUAUGUUGCUGGAUUGUAAUAAAUCACUAAGCCAACAACCUAAAGAAUUUAUCUUAAAAUAACGAAUGGGUUUAAUAUUUUUGUUUGAUUGUUUGUAUUGAAAAAAUAAUAAUCGGAAAACAUAUUUUAUUGUGUUCUAAAAAAAAUGUAAAUUAAAUUAAUAAUAAAACGGUUUAAGCGUUAAAUCCGAUGUAGUAUAUAAAUUAUAUUUACAAAAUUUGUAUCAUUAAUGCAUUUUGGAUAUUUUCAUCGAUAGAAAAAUCGUAUUUAAAAACUAAAAAAAAAACAUACCUAAUUGACUAUUUAAAUGUGUGUAUUAAGGUUUAUGUCCCGAAUGCAGUGUAUAUGAAAAACAUAUUAAAUGAAAUUGCCAUGAAUUUAUGAAAUUCCAUUAAGAACUUAUUGUGGAAAUAUUAAUACAAACAUUUUGUUAACAUUUUACUUUGUUGAAAGUAAGAUGUCGUCGUUUUAAGAAAGUAUUGAGAAAGUUAAUUUAUUUAGUUAUUUUUAAACAAAAAUAAAACAAAAUUGUCAAAGGCUAA